This is a messenger RNA of Lagopus leucura (white-tailed ptarmigan), 1659 nucleotides long. RefSeq names its product annexin A7 (gene ANXA7). Gene Ontology annotation, cellular component: cytoplasm. NCBI's taxonomy places the organism in Eukaryota, Metazoa, Chordata, Aves, Galliformes, Phasianidae. The record is from RefSeq and is a predicted model, not a curated record. The transcript has 13 exons. Gene Ontology annotation, molecular function: calcium ion binding; calcium-dependent phospholipid binding. Bases 81 to 1442 code for a protein of 453 amino acids.
GGUCUCUCCCGGCCACACGGCCUCCAUUUUGCGGUGUAGCUGCUGCAGAGAGGCCGGAGGCUCCGUGCUUUUCCCUCAGAAUGUCAUACCCAGGUUAUCCCCCUUCUGGCUACCCUGCUUUCCCUGGCUACCCUCCCACAGGACAGGAGUCUGUCUAUCCGCCCGCUGGGCAGUACACCUACCCUGCUGCUCCUGGAGGAUAUCCUCCAGCAGGAGGAGGGAGCUUUCCUGCAGCACCACCCAGUGCUGGGUAUCCAGAGGCAGGAGGAUAUCCUGCCCCAGGGGGCUUCCCUGGAGCUCCCCAGGCUGGAGGAAUGCCAUCUUAUCCUGGAGGCCCUGGGUUUGGCGUGCCUCCCACUGGCCCUGGCUUUGGUGGCUAUCCCCAGCCUCCUGCCCAAAGCUAUGGUGGAGGUGGACCAGCACAAAUUCCUGUAGGCUAUCCUGGUGGACAAGCACCAUCACCGACGCCUGGUCCGCCUGCAGCAAUGGCUCAGUACACUCAGGGCACAAUUCAAGCUGCUCCAAACUUUGAUGCUGGAAGGGAUGCAGAAAUUCUGCGCAAAGCUAUGAAGGGUUUUGGGACUGACGAGAAGGCUAUCAUUGAUGUUGUAUCUAACCGCUCCAAUGACCAAAGGCAAAAAAUCAAGGCAGCUUUCAAGACGAUGUAUGGCAAGGAUUUAAUUAAAGACCUGAAGUCUGAAUUAAGUGGAAAUGUGGAAGAACUGAUCCUGGCACUCUUCAUGCCUAGAACCUACUAUGAUGCCUGGAGUUUACAUCAUGCAAUGAAGGGAGCAGGCACGCAGGAGAGAGUGCUGAUAGAGAUCCUUUGCACAAGGACAAACCAGGAAAUACGAGAAAUAGUGAACUGCUAUAAAUCAGAAUUUGGAAGGGACAUCGAACAAGACAUCAGAGCAGACACUUCUGGACACUUUGAACGGUUACUUGUAUCUAUGUGCCAAGGUAACCGGGAUGAGAAUCAAACCGUGGAUUAUCAAAAAGCUCAAGAAGAUGCUCAGCGUCUUUACCAAGCAGGUGAAGGAAAACUCGGGACGGAUGAAUCUUGCUUUAAUAUGGUGCUGGCAAGCAGAAGUUUUCCCCAGUUGAGAGCAACAGCUGAGGCGUAUUCCAGGAUUGCUAAUCGUGACUUAGCAAGCAGCAUUGAUCGAGAAUUUUCUGGAAAUGUGGAACGUGGCUUGAAGGCUAUUUUGCAAUGCGCCUUCGAUCGCCCAGCCUUUUUUGCAGAAAGGCUUUAUCAUUCUAUGAAAGGAGCUGGCACAGAUGAUUCUACCCUCAUCAGAAUUGUAGUCACUCGCAGUGAGAUUGAUCUGGUGCAAAUUAAACAGAAGUUCACAGAAAUGUAUCAGAAGACUCUGGCUACAAUGAUAGCAAGUGAUACAAGCGGCGAUUACAGGCGUUUGCUACUGGCAAUUGUUGGUCAAUAGAAGACAGUUACCUGGUUGUUUGUUUUCUUUUUUAAAACAAACCGAAGGACAUGUAACAUGCUUCAUGCAGACACUGACUACUCUUGCGCGUAAAAGAAUAACAUAUAAUCAAACACGCCUUCUUGGUGAUUCAUUAAGCUUUUUGCACUUACACUUGCCUUAAUUUACAGCACAUAUUACUCUUUAUUGUAUAAUAAAAGAUAUAUCUUGUCUACUA